Messenger RNA from Drosophila gunungcola (fruit fly), 1216 nucleotides. Its product is annotated as adenylyl cyclase X E-like. Gene Ontology annotation, molecular function: adenylate cyclase activity. The record is from RefSeq and is a predicted model, not a curated record. NCBI's taxonomy places the organism in Eukaryota, Metazoa, Arthropoda, Insecta, Diptera, Drosophilidae. Gene Ontology annotation, biological process: intracellular signal transduction; adenylate cyclase-activating G protein-coupled receptor signaling pathway; cAMP biosynthetic process.
AUGGCAACAAUGCAUCUUCUUGAUCCCUCCCACGACGUCUUUGUGCUCCGCAGGAUUUACAUCUUUUUGCCGAUUCCCUCUGUCAGGGGAGCUGCCCUACUGGCCACCUCAGUCAGCAUUGUAAACGUGGUCCACUUCGAGCACUUCAUUGCGCUUGACCAAACCAAAAGCGCGCGCAAUGUUCGUGGCUACGAAGUGAUAUCCGUCGACAUGCUCCGGGAGGAGGUGUGGUUUCGGCACGCCCUGCGCCUGGAAAUGAUGCUUUUGGACAGCAUCCUGUCGCCGCAGAUUGCGAAGCCCAUCAAGGAUAGCAUCAAGAACAAGAUCAUGCUCGAGUUCGAGCGCUCCAUCUCCGGUGGUUCGCAAAGGCCGGAAAACUUCAUGGCCAUCCAGGUACUUCCCGACGUCAGUAUCCUCUCCGCCGACGUGGUUGAGCUGACCACCCAGCUGACCACGAUGGAAAAGUUGGUGAAGGUGCUGUACGACCUCUUCGCCAGAUUCGAUGUGGCUGCCUCUCACUUCCAAGUGCAGCGCCUCAAGUUCCUAGGCGCCUGCUACUAUUGUGUGACGGAUGGUGACCCCGACCACGCCAAGGUGCCGGUGUCCCUGGGCAUUUCCAUGAUUGCCAACAUCCAGGAAGUGCGGUAUGUGAGGCAUUAAGAUUGGGAUUGGGCUCCGGGCUAGAGCUGAUCCCAGGCUUGGAACUCGACAUGUGUGCAGGUGUCAUCGGAGAGGCCAACCUGCAGUUCGACUCUUGGGGUAGGACAAUCAUCUAAGGCGUUCUGAAACAAGUAAUAAUUAAAGUAGCUAAAUCUCCUCAAUGCCGGGCUUUUUAUUAAGUGGGUCCGCCUAAGUAACUUGAAGGCAGACGACUGUACAUCCAAUGAGCACUUACCUUCUCACCGGCGAAUUAUGAAGUGAAACAGACAUUGGGACCAAUUGGGAACACCCAGAUUAAAAGUAAGGCCCCAAUGUCAGAUGAGCCGCGCGAGGAGCUUGACAAGAUGCCAGUUGGGAACUUAAGUAAGUGAUGGACAAUAUGUUUUUCUUUAAUUUUGACAGUGAUGUUAACUUGGUAGAUUCCCUAUUCAUGCUAAAUAUUUUACACAAGUUACUUCAAAGUUUGCCUACCCCACUUAGUCUAAAACUUGUAGCUAUAUGGACCAGCCGGACUUUAUUUACAAUGCUGAUGGCCUGCGGCGUUGGGUGGUGCCUG